Molecule: messenger RNA, 1611 nt
Organism: Colletotrichum spaethianum
Lineage: Eukaryota; Fungi; Ascomycota; Sordariomycetes; Glomerellales; Glomerellaceae
Product: 1,3-beta-glucanosyltransferase ARB_07487
Exons: 2
Coding region: 1-1611 (536 amino acids)
Biological process (GO): fungal-type cell wall (1->3)-beta-D-glucan biosynthetic process
Cellular component (GO): fungal-type cell wall; cytoplasm
Molecular function (GO): 1,3-beta-glucanosyltransferase activity
Source: RefSeq, a predicted model, not a curated record
AUGGGCAAGGUCGCUACCGUAUUCUCGGCGGCGCUGCUGCUCGCCAGCAACGCCGCUGCUCUCGACCCCAUCGUCAUGAAGGGUUCCAAGUUCUUCUACGAGAACGGCACACAGUUCUUCAUGAAGGGUAUCGCCUACCAGCAGGACACCGCCGCCGCCGGCGGCGAGUCCAAGACUGGCGAGUACAAGGACCCUCUGGCCGACGAGGCCGCCUGCAGACGUGACGUACCCAUCAUGGUCAAGGCCGGCACCAACACCAUUCGUACCUACGCCAUUGACCCCAAGAACGACCACGACGCCUGCAUGAAGCUGCUGAGCGACGCCGGCAUCUACGUCGUUUCCGACCUCGGCGAGCCCAAGCUGUCCAUUAACCGUGACAACGCCCAGUGGAACACCGACCUGUACGAGCGCUACACCGCCGUCAUCGAUUCCCUUGCCAAGUACGACAACACCAUCGGUUUCUUUGCCGGUAACGAGGUCUCGAACAACAAGACCAACACCGAGGCCUCUGCCUUCGUCAAGGCUGCUGUCCGUGAUUCCAAGAAGUACAUCAAGGACAAGGGCUACCGCUGGAUGGGUGUUGGCUACGCCGCCAACGACGACGCCGAGAUCCGCACCAACUCGGCCCACUACUUCAACUGCGGUGACCAGGACUCCGCCAUCGACUUCUGGGGCUACAACAUCUACUCGUGGUGUGGUAAGAACACCCUGGCUGGCUCCGGCUACCAAACCCAGAUCGACUUCUUCAAGAACUACUCCGUCCCCGUCUUCUUCGCCGAGUACGGCUGCAACAUUCCCGACGGUGCCGACGGCCGCAUCUUCCAGGAGACCACUGCCUUGUACGAGAAGGAGAUGACUGACGUCUUCUCUGGUGGUAUCGUCUACAUGUACUUCCAGGAGGCCAACGACUACGGUCUUGUCGAGGUCAAGGGCGACACGGCCUCACCCAUGACGAACUACAAACAGCUUGCUUCCCGCGUUCUUGCCGCCACCCCUUCUGCUGUCCAGAUGUCCUCUUACGAGCCCACCAACAAGGCUGCUGAGUGCCCCGGUGUUGCUGCCAACUGGGAGGUUCACGCCGAUGCUCUUCCCCCCACCCCCGACAGCUCCCUCUGCGAGUGCAUGGUUAAGAGCCUUUCUUGCACCCCCAAGACCGGCCUGAAGGCAUCUGCCAUCGGCGAGAUCUUCGGCUACAUCUGCGGCGCCGACCCCGCCUCUUGCAACGGUAUCAACACCAACACCACCACCGGUGUCUACGGCGCCUACUCCAUGUGCACCGACGAGCAGAAGCUCUCCUUCGUCAUGGACGCCUACUACAAGGCUCAAAAGUCCGCCAGCACCGCCUGCGACUACGAUGGCCAGGCCCAGGUUGUCACCCCUUCCAGCAGCGACAGCUCUUGCAAGAGCGCCCUCGCUUCUGCCAGCGCUGCCAACAGCGCCGCCGCCACUGCUACCGCCCCCGUCUCUUCCACCGCCAACCCCAGCUCCAGCGCUUCCGGUAACGCUGCCGCCGGCAACCCCUACCAGCCCAUCUUCAACUUCGGUGGCUUCGCCGUUGGCGCCUACUUGGUCGCCGCCGGUGCCGUCGGUGCUGCCAUGGUUGCCUUGUAA